This is a messenger RNA of Capronia coronata CBS 617.96, 1560 nucleotides long. RefSeq lists its product as uncharacterized. The transcript has 3 exons. The record is from RefSeq and is a predicted model, not a curated record. The coding region runs from base 1 to 1560 and encodes 519 amino acids. Gene Ontology annotation, molecular function: DNA binding. NCBI's taxonomy places the organism in Eukaryota, Fungi, Ascomycota, Eurotiomycetes, Chaetothyriales, Herpotrichiellaceae. Gene Ontology annotation, cellular component: nucleus.
AUGACCAAGAAGAAACGUCAUCAUCCCGAUGUCGAAGAGAUCCUCUCGCGGCCAUGGUGUUACUAUUGUGAACGCGACUUUGACGAUCUCAAAAUCCUGAUCAACCAUCAAAAGGCGAAACAUUUCAAGUGCGAAAAAUGCGGGCGACGUCUGAACACUGCUGGAGGAUUGAGCGUCCAUAUGAGCCAAGUCCACAAAGAAAACCUCACUGCGGUUGACAAUGCCCUCCCUAACCGGGCUGGCCUGGACAUCGAAAUCUUUGGCAUGGAAGGCAUUCCGGAGGACAUUGUUCAACAACAUGCGCAGCGCGUCCUGGCCGCCUAUCACCAAACCCAAGCUGAGCGGCAGGCAGCAGGUGCGAAGCCUGCUGCAGGGGGUCAUGGUCCCAAUGCACCCAAGAAACCAAAACUGGAGUCGGUGUCAGAGCUCAAGAAACGUUUGGCCGAGCAUAAGGCGGCGAAACUGGCCGCCGAGCAGGAGAAUGGGGGCAGCAGUCGAGGCGAUACACCAAACCCUCCUGCGUCAGGGCAGAACCAGCCCCAGACAACUUCGGCCGCCUCUCCAACCUAUCCUGGCUACCAGCAAACAUACACUGCACCAUCUACAAAUGGUUCGUACAGUCAACCUCCUUCCUUCACCCAAGCUCCAGCUCCAGCUGCCACUCCUUAUCAAGCGGCAAGUAAUUUCCCUACUGCUGGGUCGCCUCCUGUGGUAGGUUAUGCGCAGGCUUCAACGCCGCAGCCCGGAGUACCAGUCUACGGACAAAUUCCUACUGUGGCAUAUCCACCCCAACCGUAUGCUCAGCCACCACAGCCAUCGUUCCAGCAUCAACAGCCCCCGAUGGGUUAUCCAAGUCAACCCAGCUUCUCGCCUCCAUAUCAACCGACUUACCCUGGCCAGUCUUACCAUGGCCAGGCUGCUGCACCUCGUCCAUUUGGCACCGUAUCUCCUGCGCCUGGGUUUCCUCAGCAAUCUCCACCCAUGCAUUUGGCACAAGGCGUUCAUUCCCCGGUCGGCAAUGGCAGUUUCCCUGCACCAGUUCGUACUGGCAGUGUAAGUCUACCUAGCGCUCCAGGAUUGCCGCAAAGACCUGCAUUUGGCGCUCCUCCUGUCAAUGCUUUUCAGUUCCAGCAGAUGCAUCAAGGCCAGAUCCCUCCUCCACCAGCGCAUAAUGUUGUGCAUCAGAAUCGCCCACACGAAGCUUCGCCGAGUGCCACUGCACAACAACCGCCGCCCACCAUCCUACCAACCAAUUCCUCUGCUGACGACGGCCAAAAUGCUUCAUCCCUCGACGAUUUGAUUGCGAGUGCCUCGAAGCAUGCGGAUGCCAACGCCGCCGCCGCCGCAGCAGCAGCAGCGCCAUCGGAGCCACAGUCGCAACCGACAGCGUCUGCUCCAGCUAAAGAAGAUGCUACCGAGGAGAAAUCAGAGAAGAAGGACAAGGAGAAACCCAAAACAACCAGGUUGGUGUACUCUGACAACGAAACAAGCCCUGAAGAGAAGAUGGCGAUGAUGCCCAAAUACGCAUUUACUCCUGCCCAGAAAACUAUCAUGGUCUAA